AUGACGGAGGCAGCAGGUGUUCAAUGCAAUGGCGAUGCCAUCCGACGAAUGAGUACAACUGGUGGUGGUGUCUAUGCUCGGCAGAGGCCCGCGAGCUCUAGACCUCCAAGUCUCUCAAGGGGUAGCACCAAGUCGAAAGGAUUCGAUGAUGAUGAUGAUGGCCAGGAUGAAUAUGUGGACGAUCGUGACUUGAAGCAAAAGCAGGCCUUUAAAGGUUGGUACCUAUUAUGGCUUGCGUAUCAAUCCACCGGAGUCAUAUAUGGUGACAUUGGUACAAGCCCACUCUAUGUUUAUUCAUCGACCUUUGUCAGCGAUCCUACCUAUGAUGACAUCCUCGGCGUACUCUCACUGAUCAUCUGGAGCAUCACUUUAAUGGUCACUGUCAAGUAUGUUCUUAUUGUGCUUCAUGCAGACGACGACGGCGAGGGAGGUACUUUCGCUCUCUAUUCGCUUCUCUCCCGCUCUGCAAAUAUCAUUAAGCGCAAUCCUCUAGAAGAAGCGACCGUGAAGAUGGAGAGGGUUCUCUCCGCAGAUUUGCCAUUCGCUAACAAGAGCGCCCGGAACUUCAUCGAGCGAAGCAGAAUAGUUAAAUUCCUUCUCAAAGUAACCGGCGUUUUUGGAGUUUCUCUGGUUAUGUCUGAUGGCAUCCUCACACCUGCUCAAUCUGUUCUUGGCGCAAUCCAAGGCUUAAGGGCGGUGAGGCAAGAUAUCACAAGCUCGACUAUCGUCGGCGUUUCUUGUGCCAUUUUAGUUCUCCUCUUUCUAAUGCAACCAUUUGGCACAACAAAAAUCGCCAGUUCCUUCGCCCCAAUCGUCAUAAUUUGGCUCCUGCUUAACCUUGCAUUUGGUAUCUAUAAUCUUAUUGUACACGAUUCAUCCGUUCUUAAAGCCUUUUCUCCAUAUUUUGCCGGCUGGUACCUUGUGCGCAACAAGACCGACGGUUGGAGUUCUCUAGGUGGCAUUUUGCUUGCCUUUACAGGUGUUGAGGCUCUUUUUGCUGACCUUGGCGCCUUUACGAGACCUGCUAUUCAGCUAUCCUGGUUAUGCUUUGCAUGGCCCUGCCUUCUACUAGCAUACAUCGGCCAAGCAGCUUACAUCAGUCGCAAUCGGGAUGCCUGGACUAACCCAUUUUUCAACUCAGUACCACCGGGCAUGUUCUAUCCCAGCUUGGUAAUUGCAAUUCUCGCCGCUAUCGUGGCAAGCCAAGCGAUGAUCACCGCCGUUUUCCAACUACUUUCACAGAUCAUGAAACUUUCGUACUUUCCACAGAUCAAGCUCGUUCAUACCUCCAAGAUAUUCCGGGGUCAACUUUAUAUUCCGUCUGCGAAUUGGUUGAUGAUGGUGGGGACAAUUAUUGUGACUGCAGUAUACAACAAUACCACAAGACUGGGCCAUGCAUACGGUUUUUGUGUGAUCCUUGUUACAUUCAUUACCACCACGAUGGUCGCACUUGUCGCUCUGAUCGUGUGGCGUCUCCAUUUAAUUGUGGUUAUAACCGGCUACAUUGUCUUUGCAGCUCUAGACGGACUCUACCUCUCGUCUUCGGCGACCAAAAUCCCGGAUGGUGCAUGGUUUACUCUCGUCCUUGCCUUCGUUCUGUCGAGUGUUUUCAUCCUCUGGCGCUUUGGAAAAGAACAACAGUGGCGUGCUGAAGCCUCAGAUCGAUUUCCAUUAGGCCACAUGCUCACGUCUCGAGAUGAAACAUCCAAAGAUUUGCAGAGUCUUUGCUUCACCGCCCCAUUUGGCGGCUCCUCAAUCAGCUCUAUCAAUGGGAUGGGUAUAUUCUUUGACAAGGCCGGUGCACAAUCUACAACGCCCACCGCUUUUAUCCAUUUCUUGCAAAAGUUCCACACCACCUGCGAAGUGGCCAUCUUUUUCCACCUGCGGCCCUUGCCAAUUCCGUCUGUUCCAAUUGAGGAUCGUUAUUCAGUAACGAGAUGCUUUAUUGGUACCCCAGGCGAGAAGAAGCUGCCAAUGCAAAGUUGGUUCCGCCUCGUCAUUCGCCAUGGGUACACGGAUGUGGUCGUUACUCGCGAUCUGGGCGUGCUUGUGUUCGAUCAAAUCCGCAACUUCAUAAUACGUGAAGGUGUCGAAAAAGGUGGCAAAAAUGCUGCCAGGACAAUACAUGACUCCUGCCAAGCCCAGCCAACCCGUGCCUGUACAACCGAAUCUGCACAGCGCCACAACUCCAUCAAACCAUCCUCUGAGCAGAUGCACAUGUCAGAGAAGCUAGCCAACCUACAGAGAGCCUAUGAGAACCAGGUGGUUUAUAUAGUGGGCAAAGAACAGAUGCGUAUUACUGAAGGUACCCCACUAUUCCGCCGAAUUGCUCUGAACGCUUUUCUCUGGCUCAGAGAUAAUACAAGAAGCAAGGUACAAGCACUGAAUCUAGCGGUGGACAAACUGAUCGAGGUUGGUUUUGUCAAGGAAGUGUGA
Endocarpon pusillum Z07020 is the source of this 2436-nucleotide messenger RNA. RefSeq lists its product as uncharacterized. The record is from RefSeq and is a predicted model, not a curated record. The transcript is spliced from 5 exons. Bases 1 to 2436 code for a protein of 811 amino acids. Gene Ontology annotation, cellular component: membrane. Lineage: Eukaryota; Fungi; Ascomycota; Eurotiomycetes; Verrucariales; Verrucariaceae. Gene Ontology annotation, molecular function: potassium ion transmembrane transporter activity. Gene Ontology annotation, biological process: potassium ion transmembrane transport.